Messenger RNA from Oppiella nova, 678 nucleotides. NCBI's taxonomy places the organism in Eukaryota, Metazoa, Arthropoda, Arachnida, Sarcoptiformes, Oppiidae. The record is from the annotation of a GenBank genome assembly.
AUGGCCCGCAUUGAUCAACAAUUGAUCAUACCAGUCAUUAACAAUGAAGACAAUACCAUUGCUCUGAUAAACCCCUCGAAGUCUAUUGACAUUCGCAUGAAGUUAAGACAAGUGGAUGCAAAUGGUGUGGCGAGUGAUGUUCAGUUCGCAUACAGUCUUGACGAUGAAGAUAAUGUCUUUACGGCUCUGUUUGAUGACAAUGAUAUUGACUUCGAGAUCCAGUUUGACAACAGAACCACUGAUAAGCGAAGAAUGGCUUUCACUAUGACUUAUGGCAAAGAUUAUAAAUUCAUUGCUUACAAAGGGUUGAGUAAACUGAGAGCACUGGGAGAUAGUGGCCAUCACUUGAGAUUCUUGAGUCCCAACAAAUCAAUGGCUAAUGAUUUUACACAUAACAAAGAGCCGGGUCUUCUGUGGUCGGACAAUGUGGAGGAGAUUGUCUCAUAUGUAUUGCUCAUAAGUGUGGUCAUAAUCAGUCAACUCUUGGCAUUUACCAUAAAGUCUCGUAUAGAGUACGUGCCGUACUUUCCCGCAUCCAAAACAAGCAACGAGUUUAGUUUCAAACGCAAACGCACCGGUAGUUCGGGCUCCUAUACCCACAAUAUGAAUGGCAACAAUUCCGAUCUCAUGAGGAAUGGCUUUAAAUAAAAGUAGACUUAAUUUUGACUACAAUUAUGG